Molecule: messenger RNA, 1335 nt
Organism: Tauraco erythrolophus (red-crested turaco)
Lineage: Eukaryota; Metazoa; Chordata; Aves; Musophagiformes; Musophagidae
Source: RefSeq, a predicted model, not a curated record
GACCAUUAUGAAGGCUCGUUUGAAAGGAGCCCAAACAGGUCGGAACCUCUUGAAGAAAAAAUCUGAUGCUUUGACACUUCGAUUCAGGCAGAUCCUUAAGAAAAUUAUUGAGACUAAGAUGCUGAUGGGUGAGGUGAUGAGAGAAGCUGCCUUUUCACUUGCUGAGGCAAAGUUUACAGCAGGAGAUUUCAGUACCACUGUGAUCCAAAAUGUGAACAAAGCUCAAGUCAAGGUCAGAGCUAAAAAAGACAAUGUAGCAGGUGUAACCUUGCCAGUUUUUGAGCAUUACCAGGAAGGAGGAGACAGCUAUGAGCUGACUGGCUUGGCCAGAGGUGGAGAGCAGCUGGCUAAGCUGAAGAGGAACUAUGCCAAAGCUGUGGAGCUGCUUGUGGAACUUGCCUCCUUACAGACAUCCUUUGUUACUUUGGAUGAAGCCAUUAAAAUAACAAACAGACGUGUGAAUGCAAUUGAACACGUGAUUAUUCCCAGGAUCGAGCGUACUCUUUCUUAUAUCAUCACAGAACUGGAUGAACGAGAACGAGAGGAAUUCUACAGGUUAAAGAAGAUCCAGGAAAAGAAAAAAGUAUUGAAAGAAAAAUCUGAGAAAGAACGGGAGCUGCGGAGGGCUGCUGGUGGAGAACACGAACCAGCCAAUCUCUUAGCAGAAGAGAAGGAUGAAGACCUUCUCUUUGAGUAACCCAGCACAGUUGUUUGCGGAGCAGAGGACCUAGAAUGCAGAACAUCCAUUUGCAAUAUAAAUCAGGACAUGUUGCCUAAAUGAUACUUAUGUGGCUUCUCAGUUGGUGUAUAAUUCUUGAGUUGAAUGGAUCGUGGAUUUCUCCUGGGAGAUUAGAAAUCUGGGAACUUGACUGCAGCAUGGGAGGAAAAUGAGAAAUGAGUCAGGUGCUUUACUGUCUGGAAAGCAGCCUAUUGCGUGUUCAGCCUGUUUCUUCAUUUAGUAGGAAUGACUGUCCUUAGCUGUGUUUUUUCCAGGAUGGCUCUGGAUUUGCCUAAUCAGAUUCCUGUUUAAUUGCUCCCGUUUCUAGUGCAAGCAGAGGAAAAUGUUAUUUAGGGAGAGAGAUGCAUGUAAUGUUCUUCACUGCUGAACUAUCACUGUUCAAGUUGCUUAACCGUGGGUAUUGGCACAGUUGAAGUUAAAUGUCAGUAAAAGAAACUCUAGUUUUCUAACUGGUUGAUGAAAUCCACAGUCUUCUGUGAUUUAUUUUUGUUGCACGAUUGUUACCAUUGGCCUAAAACAUACGUGGUUUUUAUUAGAGGUUCUGCCAACUUGUGUACUGUCUGUGCUAGAAACAAGUAAAACUUUUAAAUGUUAAA